AUGAGUAGAAAAUAUUCUUUGAAAGAUGAUCAAAGAUGGGAGAGAAGCCCAUCCAAUAUAAGGCGAUCAAGAUCAAGAUCGCCUUAUAGUGAUUCUAAACAUAUUUGUUUGAAAGAUAAAUCUUAUGAAAGAAAAAGAAGCAAGGAACGAUAUUCUAGUCGUAGUGGUCGGAACUAUACAGUAUCUCAUCGCUCAGAUAAUAAUCCACAUGUACGUAGACGUAGUAUUUCACCUUUAAGCAGAUAUAGUGUAUCACCUCAAGGAUAUAAAAAUACGAAUCGUUCUUCGGAAUUGAAGGAUGAUUCAGUAUCAUCAAAGCAUUUAAAAUCUGAUAUAAAAACGUUGAAUAAUCUUAAAGUUGAUGAUAUCGACAAUGAGACAUCACAAAUGGAAGCUAUACUUGGAUUUUCUGGGUUUAAGACUACUCAUCAGCAAAAGGUUGAAGGUAAUGAUGUUGGUAUUGUAUAUAAAGUUAAGCCAACAAAAUAUCGACAAUAUAUGAAUAGAAGAGGAGGAUUCAAUAGACCAUUAGAUACCGAUAAUCCUAAACGAUAA
Pneumocystis murina B123 is the source of this 555-nucleotide messenger RNA. RefSeq lists its product as hypothetical. Bases 1 to 555 code for a protein of 184 amino acids. The transcript has 4 exons. NCBI's taxonomy places the organism in Eukaryota, Fungi, Ascomycota, Pneumocystomycetes, Pneumocystales, Pneumocystaceae. The record is from RefSeq and is a predicted model, not a curated record. Gene Ontology annotation, cellular component: precatalytic spliceosome. Gene Ontology annotation, biological process: RNA splicing.